AUGUGUGAGAUAAAGCUGGAAAAAACACUGUUAGCACAAAUCAGACUUGAAAACAAAACAAAAAACAAGCCCGAAAAUUCAGUGGAUCUGAUAAAGCUAGAGAGCAGGCGCCAGUCCCUGGGGACAUGGAUGGCCAAAAAAUAUCCCCCAGAGCCCAAAGUUAGAGGCGCCAGUCCCUGGGAACAUGGAUGGCCAAAAAAUUAUCCCCCAGAGCCCAAAGUGAGAGGCGCCAGUCCCUGGGGACAUGGAUGGCCACAAAAAUAUCCCCCAGAGCCCAAAGUGAGAGGCGCCAAUCCCUGGGGACAUGGAUGGCCAAAGUGGGAGGCGCCAGUCCCUGGGGACAUGGAUGGCCAAGAAUAUAUCUAA
Suillus fuscotomentosus is the source of this 366-nucleotide messenger RNA. RefSeq lists its product as uncharacterized. The coding region runs from base 1 to 366 and encodes 121 amino acids. The transcript is spliced from 2 exons. The record is from RefSeq and is a predicted model, not a curated record. Lineage: Eukaryota; Fungi; Basidiomycota; Agaricomycetes; Boletales; Suillaceae.